CUGUUUCUGACGUUUUUGACGGAGUAGCUCGCGUGCGUUGGUGCAUUUCAGUGUUUCGCAUCGAUACGUAGUGAUUUUUUAAUUGAAUUUUCCACUGCAUUAAUUAGCAUUUGCCUAGUGAAACAAUAAGGAAAGAAACAAUGGCAUCGCUCAAUUUGGCCGUGUUGUCCAAAAUUUCCAAGUUGGCGCCUAUCAUCACGAAAAAUUUGAUGCGACCAACGUUACAAACUCGUGCUAUUCCCGCUUCCGGACUUGGUUCGCUGCGACACUACUCCAAUGAGGAAGCCACCAAAAAGGACGAAGAGCUGUCCGAAAAUGAGAAGAAACUGACCACCGAAAUUGAGGGACUCAAAAAGGAAACGGAUUCUCUGAAUGAAAAAGUGAAAGAACUUGAUGAUAAAUACAAACGUGCCCUAGCCGAUGGAGAGAACAUGCGGCGGCGGCUGACGAAGCAGAUCGAAGACGCAAAGCUGUUCGGUAUUCAGGGUUUCUGUAAGGACCUUUUGGAAGUGGCUGAUAUUCUGGGUCAUGCCACGGAAGCAGUGCCGAAAGAGGAGAUUUCGGAUAAGAACCCCCAUUUGAAGAACCUCUACGAAGGGCUCACAAUGACCAAAGCACAACUGAAUCAGGUUUUCAAGCGGCACGGAUUAGAAACGGUCAAUCCCCUGAAUGAGAAGUUCAACCCAAAUCUUCACGAAGCGCUAUUUCAACAGGAAGUGCAAAACGUAGAACCAAACACGGUGGUUGUGGUGAGCAAAAUCGGCUACAAACUGCACGAGCGAUGCAUACGGCCGGCAUUGGUUGGCGUCUCGAAGGGAUAAAUUGCGGCAGCGAAUUUGUUUGAGUUUUUCAACGGACAAUGUGUGAAUGUACUACAAGAGGAUUCCAAUGUAAUUAGAGUGUAUGCCAUUCUCGUGGCGUCGAUUUGUUGUAUAGCGCUAAGUAGAGCUGAGUUACUGAGAUUCGGCCGUUCAAAUGGACGAUCAAUAAUAAUGAGAAUAGAUGAAACCAAAAA
Molecule: messenger RNA, 1015 nt
Organism: Aedes aegypti (yellow fever mosquito)
Lineage: Eukaryota; Metazoa; Arthropoda; Insecta; Diptera; Culicidae
Gene: Roe1
Product: grpE protein homolog, mitochondrial
Exons: 5
Coding region: 141-821 (226 amino acids)
Biological process (GO): protein import into mitochondrial matrix; protein folding
Cellular component (GO): PAM complex, Tim23 associated import motor
Molecular function (GO): protein homodimerization activity; adenyl-nucleotide exchange factor activity; protein-folding chaperone binding
Source: RefSeq, a predicted model, not a curated record